This is a messenger RNA of Linum tenue, 574 nucleotides long. Lineage: Eukaryota; Viridiplantae; Streptophyta; Magnoliopsida; Malpighiales; Linaceae. The record is from the annotation of a GenBank genome assembly.
GGCAGGCUGAGGCAACAGACUGCGGAAGAACGCUUCCAAGAUUGAAAUUUGAAGUCCCCCUCCCCAGGCUCGGAGAAGAAGAAUUGGAAUGAAAAUGAACCCUCUUAUGUGGCACAAAGUAGCUGGCGUUUCUGGGGUAGCUGCCCUCGCAAUGGGCACUUAUGGCGCCCACGCCUUUAAACCUAAAAACCCUGCUUACAACGAGGUGUGGAGGACAGCUUCAUUGUAUCAUUUAGUUCAUACUGCUGCCCUUGUAGCAGCUCCUAUGACCAAAUAUCCCAACUUGUUUGGAGGACUAUUAACUACUGGAAUUCUUGCAUUUUCCGGAACGUGUUAUACCGUUGCAUACUUGGAGGACCGAUCGUAUGGAAAGGUAGCUCCAUUUGGUGGCUUUGCAUUCAUUGCUGCUUGGGCGAGCUUGCUUUUCUGAUGGAAGUGGCUGCUUCAGAUCGACUCAGAACUUGUCUUCCAAGUUACUGGCACCGUUUAUGUAAAGCUGGAUUUGAGCAAAACGCAUAUGCCAUCACCUCGACAGAUAACCAACCGAUAUAUAUGUGCUAUAUGUAGGAGAUGG